GGAAGUUUAAAGUGGAAUAGUCUCGCUGGUGGAAUAGUGAAAUUGUAUUGUACACAUUGAAGUCCCUGCAGGGACAGAGUGAUUGCUCGAUAUGGAUGUGGCACUAAGUGUCCUUGCCGCCUCCUUACUCGUCACAGCAGUCGGCUCAUAUAAUAUAGAACCUACGCGAUCUUGGGUGCCAGACAAUCCCAACACGGGCCCAAAGCUCUCCAAUGAACUCUGGUUUAGCCAGGUCAAGAAGCCGUUCACAAACUGCCCCUCGUACAAAUUCCCCAUCAACACCAAUGUAAACUGCGUGGAUACGCCGGAGGGCGGCGAGUGCUUGGUCAGCUGCAUCGGCACGAAUCACUUCUACGGAGAGCGCCAGGAUGUAGGCAAACUGAUCCUCUCCUGCCGCCGCGGUGCAUGGGGCAUCAAGAAUGGAUCACCCACGGCGAAGACCAUUCAGCACUGCGAUGGCGCCUGCACCUGUCGUAACGGAGGCAUCUGUAACGGCGAAAAGUUCUGCCACUGCAGGAAGGGCUAUGGCGGGGAUAACUGUGAGAGGAACCAGGAAUUCGCCUGCCCGGAGCGUCCGCCGCAGCUUCCGAAGAACUCGAGGACGGUUUGCCGAGGCGACACCUGCGAGGUGGAGUGUAACCGAGGAUUCGCCUUCUCCGACGGCCGAGCGCGGGUUCUUCUCAAGUGCAAGGGUACCAAGUACGUGGACAUGGGCGGAGACUAUAGUAAACUGCCGGAGUGCGAGGCCACCUGCACUCCCAACUGUCUCAACGGAGGCAAGUGUAUUGCGGCCAAUGUCUGCGAGUGUCCUCCACGAUUCCGGGGAAAACAGUGUCAGCUCGAUGUGUCCAGAUGCAAUGUGCUCGAUUUCAACGGCAACUUUCAGUGUGAUCAUGGUUCGGAGAAAUCCGAGUGUCGCCUCAGUUGCCCAGCAGUUCCCGGAGUGAGUGUCCAGGGAACACUUGCCACACACUACGAGUGCGACUAUGAAAGUGGGAAAUUCGAACCAUCACCCUCCGCGGUGAAGUGCAUUUACCCUUCCAAUCGAAAUGUUUCCCAGCAUAUCAGCACCUCUGACACGCAGACUAAUGGAACGGUCACCAUUAUCGGUGGCAAGGAGCUGCCCUGGCCGGAUAAUCUCAUCGACAUUUGUAAUCGCUAUCAACAGUAUGACAAUAGCAGCAACUGGAAGCCGGAGGACCCCGAUGAAAACGAUAUCGAUGGAGCCAAUCGACUGGGUCGCAAGCCUGCCAAGGAUGUGAUUGUGGCACCAAAGCUAUCGGUCUGCAGCUCCUGGAAUGGCCGAAACAUCCGCACCUUUGAUGGAUUGCUUUACAGAUUAUCGCUUAACUGUGCCCACACCCUGGUCAAUGACAGGAUAUUCGGGGCAUUCCACGUGUCUGUGAGGAGCCACUCGCCCGAGUCGCCCCUAAUCCUGCAGAUCCAAUGGCAGUCCGUUCAGUAUACGCUCGAGAAUAUCAAUGGCAGCGUCUCUCUAUCCACGCCCGAGAAGCGUCUUUCGCUGCCUGCUCAGGUGCUCGGCAUGAAGAUAGUGCCAUAUGCCCAGCAGAUCGAGGUGGAUCUGGAGUCGGUGGGUCUCCAGCUGGUCUGGGAUCAUCAUCAGCUUCUCUCGGUCCGCGCCAGCGUGGCCCUGUGGCAGAAGGUGGGCGGUCUGUGUGGUCACCUCGAUGGGAAUAGUGACAACGACUUGAUGAGCCGCUCGGGGACUGUGUCCCAGACGUGUAAACUCUUCACCGACAGCUGGCGAAGCGGCGAUCAGGCCUGUGUGCCCGAUACGGACCAGCCUCUGGCCCAGUGCUAUGGCGAGCGUCAUAGAGAGGCCGUUGAGCAAUGCCGCAAGCUGCUGCACAAUGUCCAGUUGAAAUCCUGCUUAGAGCACUUAAACCAGGAGACCCUUGUUCGCACCUGCAUCCAGGAUCACUGCGGCUGCCCAGGAGGAAAGGGUCAGUCGUGCACCUGUAACUUCCUGCAAUCUCUGGUGGAGGAGUGUCGUGCCAAGGGCUCCGGGCCCACCGUCAAGGACUGGCGUAAUCUCCAGCUGUGCCCGAUAAGUUGCUCAGGGGGACGCUUUUACCAGACGUGUGGCCCCCAGUCCCAGCCGAGCUGUGAGAGCGACGGCGUCAUGGAUCCGAACCAGUGCUUUGAGGGCUGCUUCUGUCCGAGUGGGACGCUCCAGUACAAGGAUACCUGCAUUAGUCACAAGAUGUGUCCUUGUGAGCUGCGUGGCCGUGAGUUCCAGCCAGGCGAAACGCACCAGAAGGAGUGCAACACAUGCACCUGCCAGGCCGGAAAAUGGGAGUGCUCGCAGGAAAAGUGCAGCAAGCGGUGCACGGCUUUCGGGGAUCCCCACUACCGAACCUUUGAUGGCAGAACCUAUGACUUCCAAGGCCGCUGUCUUUACUAUCUCCUUAAAACAUCCGCGCUCUCUGUGGAGGGGGAGAACGUAAAGUGUUCGGGAGAGGAUGACCCCCUGUACACCGGCGGUGGAGCAUCGUGCACUCGGUCGGUCACCAUUAGAUUCUCACUGAAGGAGGGUGGUCCAACGGUCAUAAAGCUGUCGCAGAAGCUUCAAACCAUUGUAAACGGCGAGGUGGUGGCCCAACUGCCUCUGGAACUGGGCAAUGGCGAAGUGGUGCUCCGACUGGCCAGCCACAACUUCAUCACGGUGACCUUUGGCGAUGGGUUGGUGGUCUGGUGGAAUGGUGACUCCACCGUGCACAUCGAUGCUCCCUACAGUUACUACGAUAACACGGCUGGACUUUGCGGUACCUUUAAUGACAACACCAAGGACGACUUCCUCACGCCAGAUGGAGAUUACGAGCACACGCCGGAUGCAUUUGGAAACAAGUGGCGCACCAAGGAGCUCUGUGCCGACCCGGGUCCCUCAGUCACCCUCACUCCCUGCUCCAACAAUCCCGCCCAGCGGGCAAAGGCCGAAGAACUCUGUUCCGUUCUUCGUUCGGAUACGUUUAAAUCUUGCCACUGGGCCGUGGAUCCCGCCAGCCACUACGAUAACUGCAUCGUGGAUGUGUGUAGCGCCAGGAAUACGAGUUCCGCCAACACGAACAAGGCUCUCUGUGAGCUUCUGUCCGACUAUGCCAAUCAGUGCGUCCGCAAUGGCAUCCGGACUAGCUGGCGCCAGACAAUCAAACAGUGCUCGAUCCAGUGCCCAGAGGGCCAGGAGUAUGACGAGUGCGGUGACUCUUGUGCCCUGAGCUGCUUCGACCUACAAAAUCGGGAUCAGUGCCGACGACAGUGCGUGGAGGGAUGUCGCUGUCCCAGGGGUCACUAUCUUAACGAGCAGCAGGAAUGUGUGCCCCAGAAGGCCUGCUCCUGCUACUACGACGGCCUGAGCUUCAAGCCUGGCUACAAGGAGGUGCGGCCAGGUGCCAAGUUCCCGCAGUUGUGCACUUGUGUGAAUGGUCUGUGGCAGUGUGGGGAUGCGGGUAAGGACGAUGGUAUCCUGUUCCCGCCACUGGGCCGACUCCGCAAGACGUGCGCCAGCAGACCCUACGCUAAAUUCGUGACCUGUGCCCCCAAGGAGCCGAAGACCUGCAAAAAUAUGCAUGAUCAUAGGCCGGACACCACGGCCUGCCAUCCGGGAUGUGUGUGCGACGACGACUAUGUCUACGACGUGACCCGUCAGCAGUGCGUGGCGCCGGAGAAGUGCUCCUGCUAUCACGCCGGACGCAGCUUUGAUGACGGCGACACCUUCCAGGAACUAUGCAACCAGUGCGUCUGCCAGGGCGGAUCCUGGAAGUGCACGCGAAAUGAGUGCGAGGCCACCUGUAGCGUCUGGGGUGACUCCCACUUCAGCACCUUUGACGGCCGUGACUUUGACUUUCUCGGUGAAUGCGAUUAUAUCCUGUCCAAGGGCGUCAAUGCCGAGGGCUCUAGCUUCUCUAUCGUAAUCCAGAACGUACUUUGUGGCUCAUCGGGGGUCACUUGUUCCAAGGCUUUGGAAGUUUCUCUGGGCAGCAAGGCUGGAACGGAGCAGCUUAAGCUGACCGCCGGAGGAGUCUAUGGAGCAGAUAAUACCAGCUCCGUCAUAACGCGUCUUCGCAAGCAGAUCAGCUCGCAUGCAUCUAGUUCCUUCCACGUCUACAAAGCUGGCGUCUUCGUGGUCGUGGAGGUGGUGGCUCUGCGUCUCCAGAUCAAGUGGGACGAGGGCACCCGGGUCUAUGUAAAGCUCGGCAACGAGUGGCACGGCCGCCUGGCCGGCCUUUGUGGCAACAAUAAUGGUAACAGCUUGGACGACUUCAAGUCCCCAUCUGGCGGCCAGGAGGCAGAGCCCACACUUUUCGGCCACUCAUGGCGCACCCACCCGCAAUGUGAGCUGCCGCAACAGCUCUUUGAUUCCUGCCAGCGGAAUGCCCAACGCCGGGCCUGGUCAGAGAACGAAUGCAGUAUACUCAAGUCACCCGUCUUUGCCGCGUGCCAUGUCCAGGUGCCGCUGGAACGUUACCUGAAGAGUUGCGUGUUCGACACCUGUGCCUGCGACCAAGGGGGCGACUGCCAGUGUCUCUGCACGGCGGUGGCCGCCUAUGCGGAUGCCUGUGCCCAGCGCGGGAUCAACAUCCGCUGGCGCACGCCCCACUUCUGCCCGAUGCAGUGCGACACCCAUUGCUCUGACUACAGCGCCUGUACUCCCGCCUGUCCUACGGAAACUUGCGACAAUCUUCUGGACCAGGGAGAUGCCGCCCGGCUGUGCCAUCACGAGAGCUGCGUGGAAGGCUGCCAGGUUAAGCCGUGUCCUAUAAACCACAUCUACCUAAACGACAGCUACACCACCUGCGUUCCCCGAACGGAGUGCCGGCCCGUGUGCCUGGUGCGAGACGACAUUACCUAUUACGAGGGCGAUGUGACCUACACGGACGACUGUGCCACCUGUCGCUGCUCCAAGAAGAAGGAGGUUUGCAGUGGCCAGCCCUGUCCGCCAACCACCACAACCCCCACCACCACGGAAUGGCCCAUUACAGGAACGACACCCAAGGAUCCUCAGGAUCGGACUGACAAGAGUUGCGUUCGCGGAUGGACACGAUGGUUGGAUCGCGGCUCUAGUGUGGGCGGUAUCAAUCUGAACAAUGUGGAACCACUGCCGCACUUCGAUCGCCUCGAUCUCAUCUAUGGAACCUGCGAUCCGAGUUACCAGAGGAACAUCGAGUGCCGGGUGAAGGAUACGAAGCAGUCUUACGACUUGGUGGAUGACAACGUAUCUUGCGAUCUCAAGCGGGGUUUGGUGUGCGUGGGCAAGUGCCAUGACUACGAGAUCAGAGUAUACUGCGACUGCGAUGAUGAUGGCUUCACCACAGCCAGGCCACCGCCACCGCCGAGUGCCAACGAGACGUGUGAUCCCUCGCUAGAUAUUUUCAAGGAGUAUCCCGGAGACUGCUUCAAGUAUCUGCGUUGUAUGCAUAUUCCAGGCAACAGUAACUGGCACUGGGUACCCGGCACCUGUGGCGUCCACCUGAUGUUCAACCCCUCCAUUGGUGCCUGCGACCAGAUCUCAAUAGUAACCCGAUUACGGCCGCAGUGCAGCAAGGAGGAUCGCUGCCGAGAUGACGAGGAAUGGAACGAUUGUGCCAACCAGUGCGAGCACACUUGCCACUUCUAUGGACAGCAGCUUAUCCGGCGAGGUCUCUGCAAUCCCGGCGAGCAUUGCAAGGGCGGCUGUGUGCCCAAGAAGCGUCCUGACUGCCGGGCCCUGGGCAGAUUCUGGCGCGACGAGCAUACCUGCGUGGAUCAGGACGACUGUCCGUGUCUGGACCAUCGCGAUGAUAAGUAUGUGCAGCCGCACAGGAUUAUCACAACGGACUUUGAGGACUGCCAGUGCGUCUUUAACCAGUUCGUGUGUGUGCCCAAGAAGACGACCACGGUGAAGCCUCCCAUUGGGGAUCACACAUCAACCACGCCCUUGCCCACUAUACCCACCACUCUGACUCCACCUGUUUUGUGUCCAACGAAAAGUAUGGUGCGUCUCUUUACGAGUGAGCAUACCGUGCCGGACACCGCCUUCUCAGGCUCCAGUAUCCUGGAUCAUAACUAUGCUGCUCACCUGUCCCGCUUGCACCGAAAGCCCAAGCUCAAUGCAGGAGCCUGGACGCCAAGGAUUAGCGAUCAGACGCAGUACCUCCAAGUAAACUUCGAGAAGCCACUGGCUCUGUAUGGCCUGCUCAUCGCCGGUGAUCCGCACCUUGACAACUAUGUGACCCUCUUAAAACUGGUCUACAGCCUGGACGGUGAGGGCUAUCACGAGCUCAUCGGACAGGAUGGCGAGCCUCAGGUGUUGGUGGGACCCAAGGACUCUCGUCUGGCACGAGCCCAUGUCUUCCAGCGACCGAUAGAGGCCAGGUCCGUGCGCUUGUAUCCCCUGAGGUGGCACACCGCAAUCGCCAUCCGAUUCGAUCUCCUGCUGUGUAACCAUGAGCCCACCACCACGCCGCCCGUGAUAGACAGGACCACUACACCGCUGCCUCCCACAAAACCUCCAAUUGAGGAUCUCAUUUGCAAGGACCCUCUUGGCGUGGACAGUGGAACACUGGGGUCACAUCAGGUGGCGGCUAGCAGCAUCUGGUUAUCGUCGCAUCUGGACAACGAAGAGGGACUCUUAGACCUAUUGCGUUUCCGCUCUAAGCUGGGCUGGCGGCCGUUGGCCAACAAGCAGGACGAGUUCAUAGACUUUGACUUCCUGGAGCCGCGCAAUGUAACUGGCAUUCAGACACGGGGCGGUGCUUACGGCUGGGUCAGCUCGUAUCGCGUGCUCUUCUCCUCCAACAAGCUGGUGUGGAACGAGCUGCCGGGUCAGGAGGGAGACGGCCAUAUCUUCGAGGGCAACCGGGAUGCCAAUGGCCUACACACAAACGGCUUCCUACGGCCACUAAUAACGAGGUAUCUUCGCCUAGUUCCGACCACGUGGGAUCAAAAUAUAAACUGGAGGAUCGAGCCUAUAGGAUGCUUUGAGCCCUAUCCCAACAUCACCACACCUCCCCAGAUUCGAGUUUGCCAUGUGUGCGAGGGCAUCGACUUGCCUGUCAGUCUACUUCCAAGCUGCCCCUGCAGCGACGGCCUUUUCUGGACAGGAUCCAAGUGCGUAGAGCGCAAUCUCUGUCCCUGUGUCGAUCUUUAUACCACCUACCCCAUUGGAUCCAAAUUUGAGAAUAGUGACUGCGAGGAAUGCGUCUGCCUGUUGGGAGGCGUGAUCAAUUGCAAGACCACAAACUGUCCCAAGUGCCCGCCGCAUAUGAGGAGCGUGAGGAAGGGUUGUCGCUGCGAAUGCCAGUUGUGUCCACCAACCACCCGACUCUGUCCCACCAGCGGGGAUUGUAUUCCCAGCGACUGGUGGUGCAAUGGCGUGCAGAACUGCGCCGAUGACGAGGACGAGACUUGCGAUCCCACGCGAACUACAGUGGCGCCUCCCACCACUACAAAACCUAACUUGUGUCCGCCUAUCCAGUGUCCUCCUGGAUAUACUGUCAAGAUCAGGGGAAAACUACCCUUGGCCUUGUCGCCAAUGCUUUUGAUCUCAGCAGAUCCCGCCAGCGAUGGUUCUGUGGAGCCCCUAAAAGAUUGGCUAGAGCCGCUAAAGUCCUCAGAUCAGCCAGAAAUUGCUUUCGGAGCCGUCAAGGUCCUGGGAAAGUUUGCCUUCAAGUUUGGUAAGAAAUUCUUCAAGGGAGUCGCCAAAUUAGCUGUCAAACUAGGCAGCAAGAUCAAAGAUGCUCUGAUCGACAAGUUCGGCGAUAAGGUGGCGGAUAAAAUCAUAGACCUGGCCACUCCGAAGAAGGAUAAGGCAGAAUCUUUGACCCUAGAUCGCCUCGAGUUAAACGAGCUGCCACUGAGGCCGGCUAAGCCACAGCUGGAGUUCACCUUCAUAAACCAGGAAGAAGUCGACGAAAUGUUGGAUCUUUUGGGUGUCGAUGCCAGCGAUAUUCCCGACUUCUCGGGGGAUUGGAACGAGUUCUUUGCCGAUGACGAGGAGGACGACGUCGACCCCGAUCAAGAUGAAAUUGAUGAGCUACUCGACUACAUGGGUAUUGUGUCCCAGGAGAGUCUUGUGCUCUCCAGAUUUGAAGUGGACGAUUCUCUAGAUACCGAAACCCAGUUGGUGCUAAAUGGCGCUAUUGCGCCAAACGGGGUGAGUCCCUAUGGCAUCAACUUCCAGCUUCCCAAGGAACUCCGCCACCUAUACCAGUGGAGAACUGCGAUUCCGACCAAGAACCUGGACGACAUCGAGCUUUGUGACGCCUUUUGUUGCAUUCCCCAAAGAAAUGAGACUUGUGAGGAUCCGCAGUGCCCCACAGGCUUUGAGCCGGUGCUGGACACUACAAGCACCGGAGCUGGCAAGUGCCCCACGUUCACCUGCCGACGACCAAGGAUCCCGGAUGACACCUGCGACAUCACGGGACGGAUUUUCCGCACCUUCGAUGGAACUGUUUACAAGUACGACAUCUGUAGCCACACCUUGGCCAGGGAUGCGCUGGGAGAUCACUGGAGCAUCAGCACGCAGCUUCAGUGUGCCGCCGAUCAGCCAAGUUGCGGCGCCAAGACGCUGAUCAUCAAUGACGAUGAGCGUGGAGUCUCCAUUACUAUCCUGCCGAAUCAGCGCGUCAUCUAUAACAACUUCGAGUUCAGUGUCCACGAUCUGGCGCUGGUCAGAGCCGUGCGGCGAUCCUUCGUGGUCAGUCAGAUCGGAGAGACCGUGGUGGUGGUGUGCCGCCAUCAUAAGUUUUGGGUGCAGUACGCCGCUAGCGGGAACAUUCGUAUAGGAGUCUCUCAGGCUCUUCUUGGGAAGGUGGAUGGACUGUGUGGCUUCUACAAUGGCCGGCAGGAUGACGAUAAGCGUACGCGAACCGGUCUGCAUGUGAUUGGAACCACGGACUUUGGCGACUCCUGGUACGACCGGAAGCUGCCGCUGGACAAGUGCCGGCCGCAGGUGUGUCCCCUAGAUCUCCAACAGAGGGCUCUCCAAAUGUGCCAGGCUGUUAGGCAUCCCUCGUUCGGAACUUGUGGUGUCUCCGUCAACAUCGAGGACUUUUUGGGCAAGUGUGUGGAGACGACUUGUGAGUGCCUGAAGGCCAAUGGCGGUGCUGAGGGCAGCUGUCGCUGUGAUCUCCUCCAGCAGUUUGUAGGCCAGUGCCUGGCCGUGGAUCGCAACGUCCUGCUAACCAGUUGGAGGAGCAUCCAUCGCUGUGAGCCGACGUGUCGUCCGCCGCUGGUGCAUCACGAUUGCUUCCGCCAGCGUUGUGAGCCGCAAUGCGCCCUGUCCAGCCAUUCGGCUGUCGUUUGUCCCACCAUUCCGAACACCUGCUUCUCCGGCUGCUACUGUCCCGAGGGAACGGUCCGACGGGGUGAUGAAUGCGUCCCACUGGACGAUUGCCAGGACUGCAAGUGCAGCCUAUUCGGUCUGAACAAGUUUGUCAGCUACGACGGCAGCAGUUUUAGCUUCAAGGGCAACUGCACUUACUUGGUGACCAGGGAUCUCCUCAUUCCCGGCAGCUACAACUUCCAGGUAUACGCGACCAUCCGGCCCUGUGGCCUGACCAAGGAGGAGAGCUGCGUUAGUGCAUUGCAUGUGACCGCCGGGGAGCAUACUCUGCACAUUGAACGUCACGAGAACGAGGUAAAGCUGCUGGCCGAUGGCUACCAGGUUUCUCCCUGGCCACAUCAGUCGUCCUGGCUGAGGGUCAAGAAGCUGCGCGAAGUGGAGCUCCUGGUGCAACUGCCUCUGGUUAAGCUGGAGUUGGUGGUGGAUCUGAACUCACUACAGUUCCAGCUUUCUGUGCCCUCGGUACGCUAUGGAAGCCGCAUGGAGGGAUUAUGCGGCAACUGUAAUGGCCUCAGCAUAGAUGACCUGCAAGUCAAUCCGGCCAAGCCCAAGCCCACGGAGCCGCGACCCUUCGAACUGAUCGACUUCGUGACCAGCUGGCAGGUGAACGAGCCGCGUCUGGGCAUCGACACGCGCACUUGUGGUGAUCAGCAGGUGUGCAAGCCUUUGCCCCGGGAGAGGAACGUCUGCUACCAGCUCAUCGUUCAAUCCGGCAUCUUCGGCCGCUGUCCGCUGUUGGUCGAUCCGCUGGCCUACAUUCUCGCCUGCCAGAAGGAUACGUGCACGGCCAGUGACGACAAGAAGGUGAUCUGUGACGCCCUUACCGCCUACGCUGCUGCCUGUAACCAGGUUGGAGUGUGCACCGACUGGCGACCAUUUACACAGUGUCCGGCGCAGUGUCUACCCGGAAUGACUUACAGGCCCUGCGAUUGUGACGUGACCUGCGAUACGGGCGUAGAUCGAGUGGACAGCAGCAACUUGGAGAUUAUCUAUAAGGGACGUUGCUUGCACACCGCCCGCCAUGAAGGCUGCUUUUGUCCACCGGACAGAGUGCUCCACCAUGGCAGGUGCGUCUCGCCCAACGAGUGUGUCACCUGCGGCGACGGACGACAUGUGGGCGAUGUGUGGCAACCGGACAAGUGCUCUCGUUGCGAAUGCUUGGCCACUGGCCAGGUAAGCUGCGAGAAGGAGCAGUGCGGUCGGGACACGGACCUCAUCUGCCAGCGGGGCUACAAACUAAUGGUCACACAUAGGGACUUCGAGUGCUGUCCUCAUCGGAUUUGUGUGCCGGACACUGAAGACCCUGGAAAAAUCUGUGAGCGACCCAAACUGCCCGACUGCGGACUCCAUCAGAACAGGUUCGCAGAUGUGGAUGUCAACAAGUGUCCCAUUUAUAGAUGUGAAUGCAAGCCCAAAGAUCAAUGCGAGCCCCCACCACCAAUUACUCUGAAGCCCGGCGAGAAAGUGGAGGAGAUAACGGAUGGCUGUUGCCCCAGCUACAAGGUCGUGUGCCACCAAGACACCUGUCCCAAGCCACCAGCCAUCUGUGAUGAGCCUCACUACGAACUAAUCUUGGAUAAGCAACCCGGCGCCUGUUGCUCCUUGUACAAAUGUGUGCCGCCCAAGGACAAGUGCCUCCAAAGACACGACAACCAAGUUCAGGUCCAUCGCAUUGGAGACAGAUGGCAACUGCCUGGGGAUCCGUGCGUGUCCUACGAGUGCCUGCUGACGGAUUCGGGUGUGGUAGCAACCGUGACCACCGUGCUCACCUGUGCGAAGAUGUGUCCGCUGGGCUAUAGCUACGAGCACACGGACAGUGCCAAGUGCUGCGGAACCUGUGUCCCGACGGGCUGCGUCCACGACGGCAAGAUCUACAAGCCAGACGAGUCUUGGUACAGCCAGGACAAGUGUAUUAGUUACGACUGUGUGCCGUUCAAGGGACAGCUGAGGAUACGCGAGCAGCACGAGACCUGUCCAGAUGUCAGCCGGUGUCCUGCGGAGCAUCUCCAGGACGAUGGUGGCUGCUGCAAGCGCUGCAAGAUCUCGCCACCGCCGGCAGACAAGACCGACUGCCAAGCUGUAACGGUGGCUCCAAGGCUCACGAGGAGUAUGAUCAUGUUCGAGGACAAGGACCACGGAGCCUGCCACAACGAGCAGCCGAUCGAGGGAUUGACCCAGUGCGAGGGCGCCUGUACCUCGGCCUUUAAGUACAAUCCGCUGCUUAACAAGUUCCAGGACAGCUGCACCUGCUGUGCUGCCACCGGAUUGAGGAAGGUUCUUGUAAAGAUUAUUUGUAGCGAUGGCAGUCUCCUGGAUCACGCGCUGGAAGUGCCCUCCGGAUGUAAGUGCGAGCCCUGCAACCGUCAUCAUUUGAACCAGACGAGCACGGCACAAGGAGGGGAUCAGUCUGAGACCAAAGACAAUCCUAAGAAUAACAAGGUGAUCGAAGAAGAAGAGGAUGAUGAUGAUGACUUUAAUCUUCAGGACUUGCUUGAUAAAAGUGGAGGCGUUAUCACGCGGUAGCUUAAAAAUUAUAAAAUUGGCAAUGCCACAGAAAUCGCUAUCAAAAAGGGCCAAAAAGUAAUAUUCAAAGAUUAAAUUAUCCAAGGAUAUUUAGAAUACAUUAUAAUUUGUCCACUCAUUUAUUUUUAUAAUCAAAUAUUUCAUUUAUAUUUAACUAAAUGUUUCACCGAAAAAGAAGCAAUCAAUUUCGACACGCAAAAUUCAAAUAUCAAAUAGUGAAUUUAUAUUUUACUAAAUAUUUCACAGAAGAAUAAGCAGUCAAGCCAAAUAAACAAAUAAACUUCUUUAAACAAUAAA
Drosophila kikkawai is the source of this 12163-nucleotide messenger RNA. RefSeq names its product hemocytin-like. Gene Ontology annotation, cellular component: extracellular region; extracellular matrix. Lineage: Eukaryota; Metazoa; Arthropoda; Insecta; Diptera; Drosophilidae. The record is from RefSeq and is a predicted model, not a curated record. Gene Ontology annotation, molecular function: chitin binding; protein binding.